Coccinella septempunctata (seven-spotted ladybird) is the source of this 3428-nucleotide messenger RNA. RefSeq lists its product as uncharacterized. NCBI's taxonomy places the organism in Eukaryota, Metazoa, Arthropoda, Insecta, Coleoptera, Coccinellidae. The record is from RefSeq and is a predicted model, not a curated record. The transcript has 11 exons. Bases 72 to 3320 code for a protein of 1082 amino acids.
AAAUAGAUCGCUGGGUGUCCCGUCCAUAAGUUGUUCAGACCUGGUGCUGGUCUGGUAAUUUGCCCAUAAACAUGAGCAGAGCAACGUACAUUGGUUUUUUCGCAUAUUAUCUCCUCGUGGGAUUCAUAGAUUCGUCUGAAGGAUAUGGCACAAAAGGCGGCCAUCAGAGCUUUUCCCAGAGCUAUAGUAGUUCAUCGGCUGCGGCUCAUUCAUCAUCUUUCAGUAGUAGCGGUUCCUAUUCUUUUGGCGACAAGAGUGUCCUCCCUAUCGUUGGACCCAUUCCGAUAGCUCAAAGUUCAGCUGUAGCAUCAGCAUCAGCUGGAGCAGCCUCAGCUGUAGCUGGAGCUAUAGCCGGUGCUGCUACGGGGAAGAAUACUGCUGCUGGCUCUUCUGUAGUUUUUUCCGGAAAGGAAAAUCAUGGAGCCAAUACUGAAUAUGGUCAUUACAAAGUGGGAGGUAAUGAAGGAUCCAAAGCAUCUACGUUAAGUCCAUCUGCAGGAUAUGGUCAAACUCAUGUUAUUUCUUCAGGAGCAUCUAGUGCCACUGCACAAACUUCCACUUCAGGGGGAUCAUUUACAUCGCAUACUACAGCUAUUGUACCAGGCUCUUCCGACGAAGGAAGGGAAUCGGAUGAUAAACAAGUUAUCAGGGUACCUUGCUGUAAAACAAUCUAUCCAGGACCUGAUGGAAGUAUUUACGAUUAUAAGGAUGCACCAAUAAGUCAAACACCGGGAAUUCCAGGUCCCAUCCCAGGAUAUGUUCCGAUUCCACCUACAAAAAUUCCAUCGUCAGGUUAUGGUUCAUCCGUUACAAAUUCUGGAAGCCACGAAGGUUCAAAUACAGGCUACGGACAAGUGUCCACUGGAUCAUCGAGUUAUGGGGGUGUCAGCCAACAAACUCCUGGUUUAAACGGAACUCCAUCUCGAAAACCUUGCUGCAAAGGCCCAUUUCCAGGUCCCAAUGGUAGCAUCUACGACAGCAAACCAGCAUCGGCCGUUGGAACUGCUGUGAAACCUGAUGGUUCCCAAGUAACAAGCAAGCCUUCCCUUCCACUACAUAGACCUCCAGUCAAUUUCCCAGGACCAUCUGGAAGUAUUUACACUAGCAAACCAGCUAAUUCUGUCGGAACACCAGGAUCAGGAUCGUAUUCAUCUGGUCCAACAGAUUAUAACAAGCCUUCUACAAGUUAUAAACCAUCCGGUGGAAGUUAUCAAUUGCCGAGUCCUGGUAUAUCAAGCUCCACCAUAGCCAAGCCAGUUGGAGGGUAUCCAUCAACUGGUCCUUCGUCAGUUGUUGUCAGUAAACCUGCUGGUCAGAUAACUGGUCAGUAUGGACACCAAACUAACACGCAGACUUCUUCAAGUGGUGCCAAUUCCUACCAAACGGAAUAUCAGGCAUCCACAACAUGUAACACGGGAAAUUGCAAUAAGCAACCUCCAAGAACGUACUUACAACCACCCCAAAACGAAUUGAAACCUGUUAAUGAACCUGCUCAAGAACAACCUUCAUCUUCGACCCUUCCACAAUCAGGAUAUAGUGGUGUUAAACCACAAAUUCAAACCGUUUCAACAUCUGUCAAACCAGGAACGUCUGGGUACCAAGUAUCCAGUAUAAAUUCAGGUUACAAUACUGGAAAUUCAGGGUCUGGUUAUCAACCUACCCCAAGUAGUGGCAAUAAUGUACCCAUAGGUCCUGGUUCCAACCAAUAUCAACCUCAACAGACGACUGUAACAGGAACUGGUGUUCAAAAGGGUGUUUAUCAGGGUGGGUUCUCGGCAAGCAGUGCAACAGCAGGAGUUUCAUCUUCAUCUUCAGGAUAUUCUGCUGUAGGAGGAAUCCAUAAGACGUACGAUCAUGGGUCGGUUCAGAAACCAUCUGUAACAAUCAUCGAUGACACGCAGAGAAAUGAAAAUGAUGAUAAAAUUUCAUACGUAAGUGGACCAGGUUCUCCUAGCUAUACUACUGGAAAUGCUGCAAACUAUUACCCUUCAGUGACUGAAAAUACGAUUAAAGGAAGUGGUUUAAUCGAAGGUCCAAGGGGAUCUCCUCUGAUUCCUCACAGUUACCCAAAACAUGAGACCAAGACUUCUGGGUAUGACGAACCUGAACGCGAUUCCGCUAUAGUUUUCGUUGAUGGACAUGGUGGAUCUGGCGGCUACUCCACCGGUAGAGGUUAUGCAAGUUCUGGUACUUCAUUUUCAGGUUCCAGUGUUGGAGGUUCGAAUAUAUUAUAUUCUGGGUCGAAAGAUAGUUCUAAGAAACCUUCUGGAACAUAUGUUAGUACUAUCCAUGUUGACUUUAACAAGCCAAGUGGAUCUAGCCAAGGAACUUUUGUAGGAGGAUCAGGAACGAGUGGUCAAGGGGUUAUCUUGGUUGGAACAUCUUCAAGCGACGAUUCUAAGCCGAUUGGUGGUAACUCAGGAUCCUAUGGCUAUAUUGGCAGCUCACUUGGCCAUAAAGGUGUCAAGCAAAGUGGACAUGUACAAGAAACUUACGUAGGAGGAUCAGGAACAAGUGGUCAAGGGGUUAUUCUGGUGGGAACAUCUUCAAGCGACAAUUCUAAACCGAUUGGUGGUAACUCAGGAUCCUAUGGCUAUAUUGGCAGCUCAGUUGGCAAUAAAGAUGCCAAGCCAAGUGGACAUGUACAAGGAACUUACGUAUCAGGAUCCACUGGUCAAGGGGUUAUCUCGGUUGGGCACAAUUCUCAACUGACUGGUGGUAACGCAGGAUCCUAUGGGUAUAUUGGUAACUCAGUUAGCCACGGAGGAAGCCUUAAGAAGCCAAGUGGAUAUGGCCAAGGAACUUUCGUAGGAGGGACAGGAACCACUGGUCAAGGUGUCAUUUCCAUUGGAACUUCUUCAAUUGGAAACUCAGGAUCUUAUGGUUAUUCUGCUGGCUCUGUUGGUCAUGCAGGUAUCCCUUGUACCAGUAACGGAUGUGGAACGUCAUACAGACAGUACUCAAACGCAGUUCCAUCGUCUGGAACCAAAAAUGUGGCUGUCCAUAUCACUUCGGUUCCCAGUGGAUCUUAUGGAAAAACAGGGGGAAGUUAUGGAGGUGGAUUGAUCUCAACAUCGGCCAAAGGUGGUUCUGCUUCUGGUUCUUAUGGGGCUGCAUCGGCUAGUUCAGGAAGUGGUGCUAAUGGUGGUGGUUUUCUGUCAUCAAUAUUCCUAGAUGAUGGAACAGCAACGAAUGCUGGUUCUCACAGCAAAGCUGGUGGUUACUCACACUCUAGUUCUUUCGCCAAAGCUAGUUCUUUCGCUAGUAGUUCCAGUUUUUCUUCCGCUAGUUCAGGGUCAUACAGUUCAGGUCAUUAUUAGUCGAUAAAUGGUGUGAUACUUCGCAGAAUGAGUUUGUGAAUUGAUAUUAUAUUUGUUAUUUAUUGAAAGCUUGUAAUACGACGAAUAAAGUUUUUUAUUUUUCGAAAA